AUGGCUGCCCCAAAUCCCCCACCGGCGGAAGAGCAGACCUCCGCACCAUCACUCCCACACCACAUAGAGCAGAAAAACCACGUCGCAGACCAGACGUCGACGCAGACCCCAGUUCCCACAGCAGCCACAGCCACCACAGAACCAGCACCAGAAGCACCAGAAGCACCAGCAGCAAAGGAACCCUCGGAGAAGGCCCUCGAGGCAGGUGUGGCAGCCGGCGAAGUCAAGACUGCACAGGGCGCCAGCAGCACGACCAAGACCCGAGACUCCGAGAUCGCCGCAUCGGCAGCAGCACUGUCAGGCGCAGAGAAGAAGGAGACUGGGGCAUCCCCACGGCCGAGCGUCCAGACCGAGUUCGACGACGAUGUGGUCCAGGAGGACUUCCACGGCGAGGUCGUCACCAACGACGAGCUGCCGUCGGCGGAGACGAUCCGCAGGAUCGAGAACUACAUCGUGCUGGACAGGCACGGCAAGACGCAUACCUUCCGGAGCUUAUAUACGGGCAGAAGCGUCGCGAGGCGGGUCUUGAUCAUCUUUGUGCGCCACUUCUUCUGUGGUAACUGCCAGGAGUACCUCCGCAGCCUCUCGGCGUCCAUCACGGCCGAGUCGCUGCUGCAGCUGCCCAUCCCGACCUUCAUUGCCGUUGUGGGCUGCGGCGACCCGGCGUUGAUCGACAUGUACGCCUCGGAGACGGCCUGCCCGUUCCCCAUCUACGCAGACCCGACCCGCAAGCUGUACCAGGAGCUGGGCAUGAUCAAGACCCUGGCGCUGGGCACCCGCCCGGCCUACAUGAACAAGAGCAUCCUCAAGUCGUCGCUGGACAGCAUCGUCCAGGGCGUCAAGCAGAUCAAGAACGGGCUGGUGCUCAAGGCGGGCGACCAGCGCCAGAUCGGCGGCGAGUUCCUAUUCGAGCCCGUCGACGUCAGGAGCCCAGAGGUCGAGAGCCCGUCUCACGAGUUCGACCGGAGGCUGAAGCCGGAGGACAACGAGAACAGCAGUAACAACGGCAGCAAGAAAGGAGCAGCGCAGGCGGAGGAGGACCGCCUAUCCGAGGCGGCCAAGAGGAGCCGGGCGACGAGCGUGGUGACGGAUAAUGACAAUGACGAGGAGGAGGAGCCCAGCCUGGUGGAGGAGAAGAAGGUCACCUGGUGCCACCGGAUGAGGACGACGAGGGACCACGCCGAGAUCCCGGAGCUCAUGGAGAUCCUGGGCCUGACCGGGCACGGGAAGCCCAGCAAGGAUCAGAAGAGGUGGUCCAAGGCGCUGGAGUCGAGGAAGGGCACGGGGCUGAGCAUGGCCAAACGGAUGAGCCGGAUGAGCCAGAGCCAGCACAAGGUCGACGAUGGGAUCUGA
Diaporthe batatas is the source of this 1353-nucleotide messenger RNA. RefSeq lists its product as uncharacterized. The record is from RefSeq and is a predicted model, not a curated record. Lineage: Eukaryota; Fungi; Ascomycota; Sordariomycetes; Diaporthales; Diaporthaceae. Bases 1 to 1353 code for a protein of 450 amino acids. The transcript has 2 exons.